Molecule: messenger RNA, 1312 nt
Organism: Neurospora crassa OR74A
Lineage: Eukaryota; Fungi; Ascomycota; Sordariomycetes; Sordariales; Sordariaceae
Product: V-SNARE protein Bos1
Exons: 2
Coding region: 218-1012 (264 amino acids)
Biological process (GO): endoplasmic reticulum to Golgi vesicle-mediated transport; vesicle fusion
Cellular component (GO): endoplasmic reticulum membrane; ER to Golgi transport vesicle membrane; late endosome membrane
Molecular function (GO): SNARE binding; SNAP receptor activity
Source: RefSeq, a predicted model, not a curated record
CCACCUUGCAAAGCUUCCAGAAGCAUUUGACAAUACUUAGCUUGAAGCUACCUAUCUACUCUGGGGGUCCAUCGUUUUGUAACCCAUCUACUAUAGCUUCUAAUACACAAUAUCCUCUUCACUUCAUCUCUCAUCAACGAGAAGCAUUGCUGCUUGCUUGCUUGUCUUGCUUCGAAGCUCAGCGACUGUCGCAUGAACCCCUGAAAGUCAGCCCAACAUGAACACAACCUUCAACUCGGCUCUCAAGCAGAGCACCUCCAUCCGCAAGGACCUCGCCGCCCUCUCCUCGCACGAGCUCGACCCGACCUCUCUCACGCCCGCCGCUUUGGGCUCCCUCUCGGCCUCCUUAACCGCCUUCAACCGGACCAUUGACGAAUACAACCACCUCGCCAAGCAGGAGCUCAACGCCGCCAAGCAAGAAAAGGCCUACGAGAGGAUACGCAACUUCCGGUCCGAGCUGCACGACUUCCGCACGCAGCUGGACUCUCUGAAAUCCAAGCGCGAGGAACACAUGCACGCGCAGAACCGCGCCGAGCUGUUGGGACGCAGGCCGUUUGUGGCCAGUACGCCUGAGAAUCCGUAUGCGGGUGCUGGUGCGACGGCGACAAGCAGCGCUACGGGUGGUGGAGGGUAUGGAAUAUCGCAUGCCAGGACGAAUAGCUUGGCGGAGUCGGGGAGGAUGCAGAGCAGCAGCAGCAGCGGCAUACUGGGCUCCGGGGACGCGAGUCGCGAGCAGCAUGCGCUGAGGGAGCAGGAUUUCUUUAGGAGCACGCACUCGGCGCUCGACGAUUACAUUGCGCGGGGCCAGGCGGUGCUGGGGGAUCUGAAUCAACAGAGGGAAAUCAUGAAGAACACGCAGCGGAAGCUGUACUCGGUUGGCAACACGCUGGGGAUCAGUGGCGAUACGAUCAGGAUGAUUGAGCGGAGGGCGAAGCAGGAUAAGUGGAUCUUUUGGGGAGGCGUGGUGGUUUUCUUCUUGUUCUGUUGGUUGGUGUUGCAUUAUUUGAGGUGAGCUUUGCUUGUUGCUGCGUUGGUGGUCGAAACAUGGGUCUUUUGGGAAAGGAAAAAAGAAAAAGAGACAGACGGGACUAAUUGUUGAUGGGUUAUUUUAUUAGCGGUGGAGGAGGACUCUUAGCGAAGGUCCGUUCAGAUUGCGGCAUGGGGCCCGGCGACGGCGGCAUCUGUCUCACAGUCAUCAAGCGCGGAGUUUUGGGUGUUGGGCUUGGCCUGGUUUACUUUUUAACUAAACAAACAUGGUCUAAUAUCAUGGGCAGCAAUGCGUGAACAAUUCAAAACAAAGGUACCAUAUGCC